This is a messenger RNA of Phragmites australis (common reed), 2518 nucleotides long. RefSeq names its product L-type lectin-domain containing receptor kinase SIT2-like. Lineage: Eukaryota; Viridiplantae; Streptophyta; Magnoliopsida; Poales; Poaceae. Gene Ontology annotation, biological process: protein phosphorylation. The coding region runs from base 283 to 2337 and encodes 684 amino acids. The record is from RefSeq and is a predicted model, not a curated record. Gene Ontology annotation, cellular component: plasma membrane. The transcript has a single exon. Gene Ontology annotation, molecular function: protein kinase activity; carbohydrate binding; ATP binding.
CGUCAGAUUUGGAGCCAGUUCCGUUCCUGCUCGAACCAGCCUCGUGCUACUUGGUACAGGAGUCACGCUGUGGUCACAGCUGCAAAUCUUGAUUGGUCGCCGUGAGCCACGUUUACGGAUGAAAAAUCAUGGCAGGUCGCUCUCAUGGCGUUUCCUUGCGGUCUCGGUUUCUUGCAGCCUGAAAUGUGCUGCCGGAACCUUCCUUGCUUGUGACUUCGCGAGACUAAUGGAGCGAUCAGUUUGUGUGGUGUGAGUGUGACAAGCGUGCAGGGCGGUUGCGCCAUGGCUGCUAAAGCUUUGCUGCUGCUCGUGGUGGCUGUGGGCGUCGGCGCGGGAGUGGAGGCCGCCGGCGCCGUGGAGUUCGCGUACGACGGCUUCGGCGGAGCGGACCUGGCGCUUGACGGCAUGGCGACCGUCACGCCUGCCGGGCUGCUGCUGCUCACCAACGACACCAACAUGUCCAAGGCCCACGCGUUCCGCCCGGACCCCGUGACGUUUCGUCGGCCGGCGGGGGCAGGCGGCGCCGCUACGAUGUCGUCCUUCUCGACCACGUUCGUGUUCGCCAUCGUGUCGGAGUUCCUCGACCUGAGCACGAGCGGGUUCGCGUUCCUGGUCGCGCCGUCCACGGACCUGUCCACGGCGAUGCCGCAGCAGUACCUCGGCUUGUUCAACGGCACAGACAACGGCGACGCGCGCAACCGCGUCUUCGCCGUCGAGUUCGACACCGUGCGCAACCCGGAGUUCGCGGACAUCAACAACAACCACGUCGGCGUAGACGUCAACAGCCUCAACUCGUCCGCGGCCGAGCCGGCCGGGUACUACGACGACGGCACCGGCACGUUCCGGAACCUGAGCCUGAUAAGCCGGGAACCCAUGCAGGUGUGGGUGGAUUACGACGCCGCGACGACGGAGGUCACCGUGGCCAUGGCGCCGGUGCGGUCGCCCAGGCCCAAGAGGCCGCUCCUGUCCACGAGGAUCGACCUCUCCAAGGUAAUCGCCGACACGGCGUACGUCGGCUUCUCGUCGGCCUCCAGCAUCGUGCUGGUCAAGCACUACGUGCUCGGCUGGAGCUUCAGCCUCGGCGGCGCUGCGCCGGCGCUCGACUACGCCAAGCUGCCGAAGCUGCCCCGCAUCGGCCCCAAGCCCCGGUCCAAGGCGCUCACCAUCGCUCUGCCGAUAGCCACCACGGCGGCCGUCCUCGCGGCGGUCGCCAUCGGUUUCUUGCUCCUGCGGCGGCGGCUCAGGUAUGCCGAGCUGCGCGAAGAUUGGGAGCUCGAGUUCGGGCCACACCGGUUCGCGUACAAGGACUUGUACGACGCCACUGGUGGCUUCAAGGACAAAAGGCUGCUCGGCGCCGGAGGAUUUGGAAGGGUGUACAAGGGCGUGCUCCCGGGGUCCGGGACCGCGGUUGCCGUGAAGAGAGUGUCCCACGAGUCAAGGCAAGGGAUGAAGGAGUUCGUCGCCGAGGUUGUCAGUAUUGGCCGCCUCCGGCACCGCAACCUCGUGCAGUUGCUCGGCUACUGCCGGCGCAAAGGAGAGCUCUUGCUGGUCUACGAUUACAUACCAAAUGGUAGCCUCGACAAGUACCUACACUGCCGUGACGACAAGCCCGUCUUGGAUUGGGCUCAGAGGCUCCACAUCAUCAAAGGUGUCGCCGCCGGACUGCUCUACAUGCACGAGGACUGGGAGAAGGUGGUCAUCCACCGGGACAUCAAAGCGAGCAAUGUGCUUGUCGACGGUGAGAUGAAUGGCCGGCUGGGUGACUUCGGCCUUGCAAGGUUGUACGACCAUGGCGCCGACCCGCAGACCACGCACGUGGUUGGCACAAUGGGUUACCUCGCCCCGGAGCUGGUGCGCACCGGCAAGGCGACGACUCUCUCGGACGUGUUUGCAUUCGGCGCGUUCCUCCUGGAGGUCGCGUGCGGCCGGAGGCCCAUCGAGGAGGACGACGUGGACGGCAACGCCGCCGUCGAUGAGGACCACUUCGUGCUCGUGGACUGGGUGCUUGGGCACUGGCGCAAUGGCUCCAUCACUAGCGUGGUGGACGCCAAGCUCGGCUCGGAUUACGACGCCGUCGAGGCGGACCUGGUGCUGCGGCUAGGGCUGGCGUGCCUGCACCCGUCGCCCGCGGCACGGCCGAGCAUGCGGCAGGUCACGCAGUACCUCGACGGCAGUGCGCCGUUGCCGGAGCUGCCCGCGACGUACGUGACGUUCAGCACGCUCGCGGGAACGGAGACCUACCAGCCUCUCUUUUUUGACUCGUGGUCCGUCCGGCGGUCGACGGCGGCGAUGAGCGUCGCCACCAUGUCUGACAUCGGUCUCUCCGGUGGCAGAUGACAUGAACAAGUAGGUGUUCUCCGUAGGAGGCUGCGAUAUAGGCAUCAAAUUAGCGAUUGGGGAGAGAUGCUAAUUGUGAUGUCCCACAAAUUUUUUUGCCAAACCCGUACCAUGUUUUGAUCGGAAAAGCUUAUCUAGGAUUUGUUGGAGUGGUGAACUGAAUGAACAAUGGUUUUUGUAA